UCAGCAGGCAGGUGAGAGGUGGCACCAGUGCCAGCAGUGCUUCACUGUCUUGGAGCUGCUUUCUGUUCCCCUGUUUGGGCCAAGACUCCUUCCCAGUGCCCUCCAGGACCAUAAAUCAGCAGAACGAUGGGCAGUGGCUUCUGCUGCUGCUGCUGCUGCUGCUAUUUAUUGGGGAUGGAGCCCUCAAUCUACCUGGCAUUAUGAUAACCUGGGGGUCAGCUGCAACAUCUUCCACGAAGGACUCUGCAACUGUGGGAACUACAGAGUAUUCCUGCACAACUUCAGCUCCAUCCAACAGUGGGAGAGGCAACAGCCUUGCGGUUCCACCUAGCGCCUCAUCAACAACCGGGAGGACCCCACCAUCUGAGUACCAGCCGCAUACAACUCCAGCUGCUCCUCCAACUUCACCAGCAGCCAGCAGCUCUACUGGGUCCACCGAGCGGACAACCCCAAUACAUGAGACUCAGGAGGAGAGAUUCAGUACAGCUAUCACCACAACCUCUGAGGGCACAACACUGCCGAAUUCCAUGAUGACUUCUACACUGAAGAACCAGCGAGGGACAUCUGGAAGCACAGCCUCAUCCGGCAUGGCCACGUCAGCAAGCCCCUCAGAACAGAACCAGAGUGCUCCAGCUGCAGCCCCAUUUGCAGCGAGCUCCGUAGCCAGUGGACUGGAGUCAUCUGUGUCCACUGACUCUCCAAUGUCAGCCACGAUCACAGCUCCAAUGGCCUUAAACUCACCAGGCAAUGACGUUACAUCAUCAGGGCCCAUGACAACCACUGCCUCUGAGAAGUCAGCUACAGCGACACCCCCAGCAACACUGGACGCAAUCACUGAUGUGAAAGAAUCUUUACCUGUAACAACUAGUGCAGUUACUCACAGCACUUUGCUAACCAUGACCACCCUGGGGACAACUGAUCUUGGAACAAACAUGCCUGGGAUUCAGGAAGGGGUAAAUACAGCUGCACCCCCAACCCCAACAACAUCUCCCAUGAUGAGCACGUUGUCUGAAAGACAUCACAACACCAUCACACAAACACCUUCCCAUCCAGUGGAAUCAGCCCCCAGUGCUGGCACUGCAAUGGCCCAGUCGCCUGAGACAACAGCUGCUCAUUCAACAGCCCUUAUCCCCAGCUCCUCAGGGCCAACAAAAUCCUCUGCCAGGACUGGGGCCAGUCAAGCCUCCCCUAAACACACCGGGAGCAACAGUCCUGGAGCAGGGGUCUGUGCUCUGGAUGAAUACCUAGCUGACAAGGGAGUCUGUGUGUGCAAUAACAGCUACUACGCCCACUCAGAACUAUCCAGGGCGUUGGUGGCCCUGCAGUGCCAGCCACAGGAAAUUGAGGUGGUCCUGAGCAGCUGCUUUCUGAAGACUCGCCCUUGGAUGCUGGGGGAAGGCGCCUUUUCAGGAUGCUCCAGUGUCAGCAAGACAGAGGAGCGUCGCAGUGUCCAAGUCUUCACGAUGGAGAAGAAGGAGGGUACUUGUGGACUCUGCCUCUCUGUGAGCAAUCUGGGAGGGGCCCUCUGAUAGGAAGUUGGGCCAUACGUGUG
Hippopotamus amphibius kiboko is the source of this 1552-nucleotide messenger RNA. RefSeq names its product mucin-2-like. The transcript is spliced from 3 exons. The record is from RefSeq and is a predicted model, not a curated record. The coding region runs from base 201 to 1529 and encodes 442 amino acids. NCBI's taxonomy places the organism in Eukaryota, Metazoa, Chordata, Mammalia, Artiodactyla, Hippopotamidae.